Messenger RNA from Clonostachys solani, 204 nucleotides. The record is from the annotation of a GenBank genome assembly. Lineage: Eukaryota; Fungi; Ascomycota; Sordariomycetes; Hypocreales; Bionectriaceae.
AUGAACCUCGUCGCUGGGCGGCUCCACCACGCCGGCGAGCUGGACUGGGAGCUCGACCGCGUUGAGCCCUUCGCCUUCGUCGCCAUCAUCUCCCUCGUCGUUCUUUACUAUCACUACCUCGAGAACCGAGACUCCAACUACGCCUGGGACGUCUUCUACUCCCGAGUCAUCCACUCCUUCUUCCUUGACCCCAUCGUCAUCUGA